AUGGAGCGCUGCGUGUCUAACAUCAUCUCAUAUUCGUCAUGUAGCAUUCCGGAAAAGUCGUUAGUGUCGAGGCGUUCAGUAAAAGAGAGUUAUAUUUUGAUAAAACACAGAGGUGAACGGCGAAGAUACGAACGUGAGGAUGAACGGCAGCGUGGACGUAGUAAAGAACGGGGCUCCCGUCGUCGACGACGUGACUCCUCCGAUUUAGAUGAAAGAAGAAAGCGAAAAAAAUCACGUCAGCAUUCAGCUGAUCAUAAGGAUCGUGAGCGAAAGCAUGAAAGAGAACACACAGAAGAUCGGGUAUCGGAGGAUGAGGGAAGAAGUCGAAAGCGGCGACGACACGACACGUCAAGUUCGGAGGAUGACGCAGAGUUGAGUGGCAGUCGAUCGCAGCAUUCCGACGGGAGCAGUCGUAGUAGUACAACAAGCAGCAGCGAAUCUGUAAGACAAGAACGUGAACGGCGAAGAUACGAACGUGAGGAUGAACGGCAGCGUGGACGUAGUAAAGAACGGGGCUCCCGUCGUCGACGACAUGACUCUUCCGAUUUAGAUGAAAGAAGAAAGCGAAAAAAAUCACGUCAACGUUCAGCUGAUCAUAAGGAUCGUGAGCGAAAGCAUGAAAGAGAACACAGUACAAGUGGGACAAGAAGGAAACAUUCCAGCGAAUCUUCGAGCUUCUCGCAAACGCGCGAAUCUAAAAGUGUUUCAUCUCGAAAGCAGUCAAAUUCUCCUAGAUCCGCAAAACGUCAUUCUUCACCAGCAGCUAAAAGAUCAAGAAGCCGCACCUCUUCAGUGCAAAAAAGCAAACUUGUGAAGCACUUGAAAAGGUCGCGUUCAAGGAGUACAGCAGAAGAUCGGGUAUCGGAGGAUGAGGGAAGAAGUCGAAAGCGGCGACGACACGACACGUCAAGUUCGGAGGAUGACGCAGAGUUGAGUGGCAGUCGAUCGCAGCAUUCCGACGGGAGCAGUCGUAGUAGUACAACAAGCAGUAGCGAAUCUGUAAGACAAGAACGUAAGAAUUCACUGUCUUCUGAAGCAAGCCAUCGGCGUAGUGUCUCACAAUUGCGUGAGCCGAUCGAUGAAAGCGAUUAA
This is a messenger RNA of Gongylonema pulchrum, 1092 nucleotides long. The record is from the annotation of a GenBank genome assembly. NCBI's taxonomy places the organism in Eukaryota, Metazoa, Nematoda, Chromadorea, Rhabditida, Gongylonematidae.